Messenger RNA from Paramacrobiotus metropolitanus, 1364 nucleotides. RefSeq lists its product as uncharacterized. NCBI's taxonomy places the organism in Eukaryota, Metazoa, Tardigrada, Eutardigrada, Parachela, Macrobiotidae. The transcript has 2 exons. The coding region runs from base 143 to 1069 and encodes 308 amino acids. The record is from RefSeq and is a predicted model, not a curated record.
GCAGACCGGUUUUUACUCUUCGGAAGUUACUGGUCUGACACGAAGUGGCCGAUAUGCUGCUCAUCGACGUUUCCACGUUGCACUGACAUAAGCACGUAUCUUCCUGAUGGCUUAAUCUAGGCAUUCCACGAUCUGUACUGCGAUGGGAUGUUUAGUCGUUCCCAUGCCUAUGUCGCUGAACGUGUUCGUCACCUUGCUGGCAGUACUGGCCGGCUACACUUUGCCGAUGACGGGAGUUUUUCUCCGCCCGAAUUCAGAUGAAUUCAUUCUGGGUAGUGCCGUGGAGAAGGGCGGAUCAUACACCGGUCGCGACCCACAAAAGCGCUUAUGCCACAGCUACGUCUUGCCAGCGUGCAACGACGAAUGGGAACGCUGCGGCUGCGACAAGCGGGAGUACAAUGUCAGCGCCAUUUCGCGCGCGGUGCAGUUCGUCAAGAUCGGAGGGUGGGACCGCGUGUGCGGCGGUAGUUGCAUGCUCAGCAGUUACCUACCGUUGCCGCAUCUGCCCAAUUUGACCAGCAUCUGGAUCUUCGAUGUGUGGGUGGCGCCGGACGAUCAGCCGUUCCCGCUCGGCCGCUUCCUUGUCAACGUUAGACGCAGCGUAACAGAGAUGCGCCUUGCCGGCAUCCACCUUCCCACACUGACGCGGGACACCUUCGCGGGCUUCGCGGCAUUGACGGUAUUGGAGCUUCUGGCCGACCGUGUAUCGGCGAUUUCACUCGACGCUUUUGUCCCGCUGAUGACGCUGCAGGGUCAAGCGUCUCCCUCGAAGUUAACCCGUGUCACCAUUGCCGGAGGAAAUUUCACCAAAUUCGAUUGGUCAGUGUUUGCACCGGUGGGGGAAACGUUGAAGACGGCGUCCUUGACACGGAGCGGCAUUGAGGAAAUUUACUUAAGUCAGUUCUCUGCAAUGUCUGCAGUGGAAACUGUCUCACUGGCGGGCAACCGUCUGACGCGCAUCGACGACAGCCUCCUGUCCAGCGUGUCCACGCCCUGGGUGCGGCCGUAUUUAGACCUCCAAUCCAUUGUGGGGCAACGAUGCCGACUGUCGCUGCCCUGGCCUGCGUAAUCUGUGGCAGUGGUUCGGGAAGCCGCCGCGUCGCUAUAUACCAAUCAUGCCGUGCUGCUCUGUCUACGACGGUUUAACCUGUGAUAACUACACCGCGGAGACGGCCACGCCUAGCUGGAGAAACCCGUCAACCGUGGUGACCGGCACCGCAAGAGGAAAGCAUUUCCAAGGACAAGCGGUAACCGAUCUGGCUGCUGCUAGACUGGGCCACAAAAAAGCGCUAAAUCAGCAGCUUGUCUCCGCAAACGUGAAAACGUGAUCUGAUUUCAUGUACAACCAGCUGGGCAACCCGAAC